AAAAUAAUUAUUGUAUGUUGUCCUUUAUACUUCAUAUAUACAUGUAUGAAUAUUACAGAGAUAUUAAGAAUCUACAUUGACUUACGCGGCAGAGUGGAAAAACACGAAUCCAAAAUAUGGCAAGUUCGUCAAGUUCUUUUUUGCAGACAUGAAACAAACAAAGUUUGUUGUUAUGCACAUCCAGAUGCACCUCUUAUUGAAGAUUAUAGAGCUGGAGAUCAAAUUUGUUCAGAAUGUGGAUUAGUUGUAGGAGAUAGAGUAAUAGAUGUUGGUUCAGAAUGGAGAACAUUUAGCAAUGAAAAAGCUGGAGUUGAUCCAUCACGUGUUGGUGGUCCAGAAAAUCCUCUUCUUAAUGGUUCAGAUUUAUCCACAAUGAUUGGCCCUGGAACUGGUGCAGCAUCAUUUGAUGCUUUUGGUGCUUCAAAAUACCAAAAUAGACGUACAAUGAGCAGUUCUGACAGAGCAUUAAUCAAUGCAUUUCGUGAAAUCAAUGGAAUGGCUGAUCGUAUUAAUUUACCUAAAACUAUUGUUGAUAGAGCAAAUAAUUUAUUUAAACAAGUACAUGAUGGUAAAAAUCUAAAAGGACGUGCAAAUGAUGCAAUUGCUUCUGCCUGUUUAUAUAUUGCCUGUAGACAAGAAGGUGUACCUCGUACUUUUAAAGAAAUUUGUGCAGUUAGCAAGAUAAGUAAAAAGGAAAUAGGAAGAUGUUUUAAAUUGAUUCUAAAAGCACUUGAAACUAGCGUAGAUCUCAUCACCACAGGAGACUUUAUGUCAAGAUUUUGUUCUAAUCUUGGACUUCCAAAUAUGGUACAAAGGGCUGCUACACAUAUUGCAAGAAAGGCUGUGGAAAUUGAUAUUGUACCUGGAAGAUCACCAAUUUCGGUAGCUGCUGCUGCAAUUUAUAUGGCAUCACAAGCAUCAGAAGAUAAACGAUCACAAAAAGAAAUUGGUGAUAUUGCUGGUGUAGCUGAUGUUACAAUUAGACAAUCAUAUAAAUUAAUGUAUCCUCAUGCGGGAAAAUUAUUUCCAGAAGAUUUCAGAUUUGCAACACCUAUUGAUCAAUUACCACAAAUGUAAAUUUAACAUGAAGCUUUCAUGUUAAAUUGUAUAUUUUACCAUGUUGAAACAAUAGUUUCGUUUUUUAAAUAAUCAUUUUUAAAUAAUUUAAAAACUUUAUUUACAAUAUACAUUCCUUAAUGAUCUUUAAAACAUUGAUCUAUUUUAAUUUAUUAUAUUUUUUUUCUUGAAUUUUGUUCUUAUAAAGUUAUAUUGUCUAAAAAUAAUAUCUACAUAAUUUACAAUAAUUUUUAUAAUCUAUUUGAUUGGAUAAUAAAACGUUUAAUUCAUCAAUAAAAUAUUUAUACUUUAAUUUACAUGUUUCAACAUGUUAAAAUUGAAAAAAUUGAUAAAAUUGAUAAAAAAAUUUUU
Messenger RNA from Apis dorsata (giant honeybee), 1428 nucleotides. RefSeq names its product transcription initiation factor IIB (gene TfIIB). The transcript is spliced from 5 exons. Gene Ontology annotation, molecular function: RNA polymerase II general transcription initiation factor activity; TBP-class protein binding. Lineage: Eukaryota; Metazoa; Arthropoda; Insecta; Hymenoptera; Apidae. Bases 46 to 1077 code for a protein of 343 amino acids. The record is from RefSeq and is a predicted model, not a curated record. Gene Ontology annotation, cellular component: transcription preinitiation complex; nucleus. Gene Ontology annotation, biological process: transcription initiation at RNA polymerase II promoter; transcription preinitiation complex assembly.